Molecule: messenger RNA, 1986 nt
Organism: Emericellopsis atlantica
Lineage: Eukaryota; Fungi; Ascomycota; Sordariomycetes; Hypocreales; Bionectriaceae
Exons: 3
Coding region: 1-1986 (661 amino acids)
Source: RefSeq, a predicted model, not a curated record
AUGCCUCGAGGAGGUGUUGGGCGAGGGGGCAACUCCGCCGCCGCUCGUCGAACCAUUGACUUGACAGGAUGCAUCUCAGCUGCCGAAAGAAACGAUCUUGCGACACUGAUCAACGCCAUCACGGAGCGCAUGCACAAUGACAUUAGCACCAUCUUUGACUCGCCUCCAGUCUCUCCCGUGAUGGCUGACGAUUGUCACCACUGGCUGAAGCUGCCACUGCUUCACCGUCGAGGCAAAGAGAAUAAUCCCCCAUCUUCAAACACUUACCAGGAUGCGGGGAGAACAUCGAACUCGUAUAACCGGGCUCAUCAGACCAUCGAGAAAGAGGAAAAGGAAUCCAUGACACCGCAUCUGAGAGAGUUGAAGAAGGAGGCCUUGACGUUCUUUCGCAAGUGGCAGUCAUCCAUCUUGCAGCGAGUACGAGACAUCAGCGUCACUGUCCAAGAUCAGUCGCCUGCUCAAGGCGCCUUGCGAGGACGGGGACGAGGAGCCCCUAUCGUUCGCGGUGCCGUGAGGGGUGGUCGCGGCGCACGCGGCGGUAGAGCAAGCCGCGGUGCUCUGACAUUGGCCACAGGCCCUCCACGUCUUCCAUCAAAGCACACCGAUGUGCCUUUUGCCAACCGUUUCCCGCCGAUCCCCAACACGCUUUGGACUCUCCCACAAGAAAGACGCAAGCUACUGCUGCACAUCGCGUUUUUGACCGUCAUAUCGUUGACCGAGUACUCGGCGAAUGCACAUCUGCUGCUCUUGAACUUGACUUCAUGCCUGAAUCUCCCUGUCAAGAUGUUCCUAGCCGAGGAAGUGAGGCUGGCACAGGCUUUUGCUAGUGCUGCGCUCGACGUAUCGCCUGAAUCUUUACUGAGCCAGAAGCCGGAAGAGAUCAGAGGCUCCCGCAAAUGGAAGGGGCCCGGGCCAGGGGCCAGCCUGGCACCUGCACUCAUUCAAGCAGGGAUUGGAACUGCUGCUGGAAGCUUUGGCCUGACAACCUGCGCCGCUACCGGGCUACUGGGGCCCAUGGCGGCAAGUGAGAGGCCGUUGUGCAACAUGUUCAGCAUGAAUCCAGCCAGGCCCAUAAGCAAAAUGAUGGAUAUUUUCAGCAGAGAUAUUCAAGACUUCGCGUUGCUACCGAUGCACGGCAAAGUUCGUUCUGAAUAUAUAGACGCACGUGAACCUCCAGCGAUCGAUCGUCGAUUUCGGCUCGUCAUUGCCUUGGGCGGUUGGCUGACCGAAGACGAGGACGUACAUGAUCCUUGGAAGUGCCUCGGACAACAAGCCGAGGCCUUUGUUCUCCAAUGGGAGACAACGGCUCUGCUGAACCUGGGAGGCUCGCUUGAAACUGUCAUCAAGAGUAAAGCUUGGAGAGAUGCUAAAGAGGCCAUCAGCACAAAAACCAUCUUCACUAGCAUCAUUGAAUCAUCCUGGCCGAGUCAGCUGCUGAAGAUCAGCAAGAUCAUCGACAACCCAUGGAGUGUGGGCAUGGUCCGCGCAGAAAAGGCUGGCCAAACACUGGCGGAUGCCAUUUCACGUCACAAGUUCCAAGGCGAGCGGUCUGUGUCGCUGGUAGGAUACGGUCUCGCUGCCCGCGCCAUCUAUACUUGUCUCAUGUCCCUCGCUGAACGGAGGCUCUUUGGGCUGAUCGACUCCGUUGUCAUAAUAGGCGCACCGGUGCCAUCGGAGCCCCGUGUUUGGUUGACGUUGAAAAGCGUCGUGUCGGGGCGCUUGGUCAAUGUGUACUCGGAGCACGAUUACCUUCUCGGUUUCCUGAACCGAUUUUCCAACACGCAUUUCGGCAUUGCCGGUCUGCAGGAGAUACAGGGUGCCGAUGGCGUCGAGAAUCUCGAUGUUGGAGAGCUCGCCUAUGGCCAUAUGGGAUAUGCCUCGGCCACAGGUCGCAUCUUGAAAGAGAUCGGUUGGGAUGACCUGGACAGUGAUAUCGUCAGGAACGAGAAACCAUUUCGGGUCGCGCCAGCCGCCGGAAGGAGAUGA